GCAGAACAUGGCGACUUCCAUAUGAGGACGUAAGGAGAACACGACGGUGACAUUUAAAUGAGUGUAAUCGGUACUGUUACAUACGAUUUCACUUAUAGCUUGAGUUUGGUGUUUGUGAAGUGACAUUAUAAUAUGGCGAUGCAAAGUGGAUCUGUGAUUCAAGAGAAAGUCGCGAAACUGUUAAGCAGACAGCAGGGCAGACCCGUCCUGAGACCCAUCAAACCUCUGGCGCUGAAGAAUGAGGUCGCCAAUCGAAGACUGAGGAAAGGAGAGGCCACGUGUGUUACAGAGAUGUCAUUGGUGAUGGCUUGCUGGAAACAGAAUGACUUUAACAACACAGUCUGCUCUAAAGAAGUGACAGCUUUCUACACAUGUGUGGAAAAGACCCAGGCCCAGAACAAGGCCAGCGGAAAGCAGGGAGGUCAAGGUCGACUUUUGCCAAAGGAAGCAACUCUCUUAUUGAAACGAUAUCCCAACCUCUCUGGUGAAAUCUAGCACCCCAUACCACCGCUCAGGCAAAGAAUGGACAUAAUCUGUGAUGUAAAGAUGGGGACUUUAGACUGAGUGCAGGACUGGGAGUGUCUGGCCAAGCCAACUGAUGAGAUCCAUUCCUGGAAAGGCUUUCUAAAAAAAAUAAAACUGUUUGUCGCAGAGACUCAAUCUCUGCCAAAAGUAAUUUGUCACAACAUCAGCAGAUGUUCACAAAUCAAAUGAGCUGCAUUCACAAGGUUGUGAAGGCACUUCUGUUGAUUGGAACAUUUUACUGACUUCGUCUAAAAAGCACAAAGGAUCACUUAUUUAGUUCCAGGCGUAAAUGUAAUUCUUUUGAGAGCUUCUAUAGUCGCUUGCUGAAAUAACUGUCUCGGUUUGUAUCCACAUUACUCUCUUUGAUAAUGUGGAUGUUAUAGAUUUUUAUUGGUCACUUUUUUUGUGUCUCCACUGAAUAACUGAGCUGUGACCUGUGCAAUCAAACAGAUUUUUUUUGCUAAUUGUCUUCCUGUUUCAUGCAAUGUCCACCAUAUCAUUUGCCUCAGACAGCCGUUUCCAUUUAUCAGAAAAUAAAGAUAAUAGAAACAAGUGGAUUAUGUUACAUGCCAGGACAAAGUGAAUCAGUUUUAACCAUGAAACUUUGCAGUAAAGAUUGUAAUAGCUUAUUAAAUAAAUUGAGUUAUAAAUGUA
Molecule: messenger RNA, 1179 nt
Organism: Triplophysa dalaica
Lineage: Eukaryota; Metazoa; Chordata; Actinopteri; Cypriniformes; Nemacheilidae
Gene: chchd1
Product: coiled-coil-helix-coiled-coil-helix domain containing 1
Exons: 3
Coding region: 133-495 (120 amino acids)
Biological process (GO): mitochondrial translation
Cellular component (GO): mitochondrion; mitochondrial ribosome; nucleoplasm
Molecular function (GO): RNA binding
Source: RefSeq, a predicted model, not a curated record